This is a messenger RNA of Mytilus trossulus (common blue mussel), 1442 nucleotides long. Its product is annotated as trimethylamine monooxygenase-like. Gene Ontology annotation, molecular function: NADP binding; N,N-dimethylaniline monooxygenase activity; flavin adenine dinucleotide binding. Lineage: Eukaryota; Metazoa; Mollusca; Bivalvia; Mytilida; Mytilidae. The transcript is spliced from 4 exons. The record is from RefSeq and is a predicted model, not a curated record. The coding region runs from base 93 to 1442 and encodes 449 amino acids.
UGUGUGUUUUUUUUUUAGGUUAAACAAAUAUUUCAUUACAUUUAAAAAAAAAUACAUUUUCUGGUGUUAGUCCUUUUUUCCUGAAGAAGACAAUGGACGAUAAAAGGAAAGUUUGUAUUAUUGGAGCAGGACCUUGUGGUACCUCAGCAUUGUUUCAUUUUGAUCAGAUCAGCGAUUCUUCGACGGAAGUCGUCUGCUACGAGAAGAGCGACACGUGGCUUGGACUUUGGAACUUAACAUGGAUGACCGGAACUGAUCAAUUUGGAGAACCAUGUCAUGGUGGCAUGUACAAACAUCUGUGGUCAAAUGGCCCAAAAGAAGGCUUAGAGUACCCAGAUUACACAUUCACUGAUCACUUUGGAAAAGCAAUACCAUCGUUUCUUCCACGACCGGUUAUACGAGAUUACUUGGAAGGCAGGCUUGUCAAGAAAAGCAAAUCAGAUUUAAAGCGGUUUAUCAAAUGGAACACUUCAGUAAGAUAUGUGAGGUACAACAAAAAGGCAGAUGACUUUACAGUUACAACUGAAGAUCUUAAGACAGGCCAUACAGUCGACACCAAUUUCACACACGUGAUAGUUGCCGUAGGAAUAUUCAAUACCCCAGACAAACCAUACUUUGAAGGCAUCGAGACCUUUCCUGGGAGAGUAAUACAUUCACAUGACUUCCGUGACGCUACACAGUUCAAAGGUCAGCGUGUUUUGGUUGUUGGAGCAAAGUAUUCGGCAGAGGACAUAGCGUUGCAAUGUUUGAAAUUUGGGGCCAAAAGUAUUGUGACGUCGUAUAGAUCGAGUCCAAUGAAUUUUAAAUGGCCGGUUGGAAUUGAAGAAAGGCCAAUAGUUCAGACAAUUGAAGGCAAAGUGGUACACUUUCUUGAUGGCAGUUCUACUGAAGUUGAUUCAAUCAUCCUGAGCACUGGUUACAAGUACAAAUUCCCAUUCAUGGAGGAUAAUUUACGUCUGUCUUCAUCCCGUACUUUAUAUCCUACUAGCUUAUACAAGGGAUCCCUGUGGUUACAGGAAGGUAACAAGAAACUGUUUUACAUGGGAGUUCAGGACCAGUUUUUCUCUUUCACAAUGUUUGAUGCCCAGGGCCUCUGGAUAUGCAGGUAUAUAACGGACACGCUACCAAACAAACUAACCAAUUGUGACGAAAUGAAGAAAGAAGCACAGCAAUGGAUACAGAGAUGUAGAAACCUGAAAGGAAACAUUGAACAAAUUGACUUUCAGGCUGAUUUUAUCAAAGAUCUUAGCGACGGAACUGGAUAUUCGCCCGAUGCACCUAAGGCAAAUAAAUUUUUCCACAAGUGGGAUAGCGAUACAUAUAAUAUGCCUAAACAGUGUAUACUUUUGGAAUGCUUAGUUGUAUUUUAUUCUUACCCUAUAAAAAGUAUGUUAAGCUUUAUAUUUUACAUUUUGACAACAUGCUUGAUUGUAACACCAUAA